UGAUUUUCAAAUCGMAAAGUCUGAGUUUGAGAAAGGUGCGCUGCGCAGUGUCCCGACUUCGAAUUCCAAGUUGGAUUACCGUUCAAAAAGAUUUUCCCAGCUAGAGCUAAUUUUUCUCGAGUUUCCAGUUGACCUGAAAGCACUGAAGUCGGAGAUUUCCGAGUUCAGCUGAUUUGAAUGCCGCAAACGUCCAGACUUCGGUCAAUGACGCACAGAGAGGAGCGCACAUUGGAACUGCAGGACUCUUGAGUAACCAUGCAGACWAUUGAAGUUCUGAAACAGGCCCUCUCCAGCCUGGAUCCUACCCAGCAGCAGCAGCUCUUGGUGGCCGGGUCUGCGGUGGCCGUGGGCGGGCUGCUGACCUGUUAUUACUGGGUGUAUCAAGGGACGAAGACCAAGCGCAUUCCAAUAGGGGAUGGGUGGUGGGGGGCAGGAGAGAAGCCUCAGUCAGAGGAUGAGAAGGUUUUCCCCUUUCAGGUCCAAACUUCCGAUGAGGAGAUACAGGACUUGUAUGACCGUAUUGACAGAACCCGGUACACUGAACCCCUGGAGGACGCCGGUUUCCAGUACGGCUUCAACUCCACCUACCUGAAGAAGGUGGUCUCCCACUGGAGGCAUCAAUUUAACUGGAAGAAGCAGAUUACAAUACUCAACAAGUACCCUCAAUUCAAAACCAAUAUCGAGGGACUGGACGUACACUUCAUCCAUGUGCGUCCACCUCACCGUGAGGGCCAGAGGGUGUUGCCUCUAAUGCUGGUGCAUGGCUGGCCUGGCUCUGUCUAUGAGUUCUAUAGGAUCCUGCCUUUACUCACUGACUCGCUGGACAGUCUGGCUUUCGAGGUCAUCUGCCCCUCRAUCCCAGGAUAUGGCUUCUCCCAGGCSCCUCGUAAGCAAGGGUUUAACUCUCUGGCUGCAGCGAGGGUCUUCCACAAGCUGAUGGAGCGUCUGGGUUUCUCAGAGUAUUAUCUGCAGGGAGGAGACUGGGGCUCACUCAUCACUACUAACAUGGCCCAGAUGAAGCCAGAGUGUGUGAAGGGUCUCCACCUCAACAUGUUAACUAGCAAACUGAGGGGGUUCGGUGUCCUGUUUUCCAUCCUGAUUGGCCGCUACGUGCCCUGGCUGGUUGGGUUCACCCGGGAYGAUGUCAGAAGGRUGUUUGGUUCAGUAGGUUUCAUGGAAAGGAACAUCUAUGAGAUCAUCAGAGAGACUGGCUACCUGCACAUCCAGGGCACCAAGCCAGACUCCGCUGGUUGUGGACUGAAUGACUCUCCAGUAGGCCUGGCUGCUUACAUGCUGGAGAAGUUUUCCACCUGGACUGACUUCAACAACAGGGACUUGGAAGAUGGGGGGCUGGAGAGGAAGUUCACCCUGGACGACCUGCUGACCAACAUCAUGAUCUACUGGACCACCGGCUCCAUCGUGUCCUCCAUGAGGUUCUACAAGGAGAACUUAAAGACCAACAUUGAGAACAGACUGGAUAACAAGACRGGGGUGUAUGUGCCUACAGGCCUGGCUGCGUUUCCCAACGAGCUAAUGCACGUGCCCCAGUCGUGGGCCAGAGACAGGUUCAGGAACAUCUACUCCUACUCUUACAUGCCCCGAGGAGGCCACUUCGCUGCCUUCGAGGAGCCACAGCUCCUGGCUGACGACCUGCUGCAGUUUGUGAAGAAGGUGGAGAAGUUGUAGAGUUGAUGGAUACAAGAGGUCGACUCUCCACUCCUGCCAAGUGCCUGGAAGAAAAACCAACAGGACUGCAGAACUUGAUAACACUACAGCUUGGAAUUGUAGCUCUGUACUAAAAACAUUUAAAUGUUAAUCUAUGAUAAAGUCAGAAGCACUGUCUGAUUAUCAGGUAAAUACUUUGUCAAUCAGUGAUGUAAACACUGCAAUAUGAUCAUGCUCAGUGAUUGUGUUGGUGUAAUAUUAAGCCUAUACAGUCAACACAAUGGACCAAUACUGUAAUAAA
Messenger RNA from Salvelinus sp. IW2-2015, 1966 nucleotides. It is a transcript of the gene ephx5, whose product is annotated as epoxide hydrolase 5. Gene Ontology annotation, biological process: epoxide metabolic process; arachidonate metabolic process. Gene Ontology annotation, molecular function: epoxide hydrolase activity. The record is from RefSeq and is a predicted model, not a curated record. NCBI's taxonomy places the organism in Eukaryota, Metazoa, Chordata, Actinopteri, Salmoniformes, Salmonidae.